Fusarium mangiferae is the source of this 198-nucleotide messenger RNA. RefSeq lists its product as uncharacterized. The record is from RefSeq and is a predicted model, not a curated record. Bases 1 to 198 code for a protein of 65 amino acids. Lineage: Eukaryota; Fungi; Ascomycota; Sordariomycetes; Hypocreales; Nectriaceae. The transcript is spliced from 2 exons.
AUGAAGUGGUACACGCUCGUUCUCGCUACCUCUGCUACCCUCGUUAUGGCAUCACCUGUUCCAACCUCUUCUAUCUCACCAAAUGGGCCGUGCCCUCAAUCUAAAGUCGAUGCUAUCCUCAAAGGCGACAUGGAUGCAUCCGAAUGCUGCUCAUACGGCAAAUGCAAGGGCGAUGUAGUCAUCUCAGUUGGAGAAUAA